CACACCCUCACAAGUUUACCCGAUUCAUCUCACCUCAAUAAACCUCUUCUUCCUCAGUGAAAACAUCUAUCAAUUUAUUUUCGAGUCUAGUAAGUAAGAAAAUGGCAGUGAUGCUUAAGUUGGCAUACGUACUUCUUGCUUGCAUGGUUGGUUUUGCACCUUAUGUAACUGAAGGUGCAAUUUCAUGUGGUACGGUGGUUAGCAAGAUGACACCAUGCAUUCCCUACCUGACAGGGGGUGCUCUUCCACCUAGCUGUUGUGCAGGAUUCAAGUAUCUCGUUGCUGCUACUAAAACCACUCCUGACCGUCAAACUGCUUGCAAUUGCUUGAAGAGUGCCGCUGCUGGUAUCCCUGGGAUUAACUAUGGUAAUGCAGCCUCACUCCCAGGGAAGUGUGGUGUUAGCGUCCCUUACAAGUUCAGCCCCUCCACUGACUGCACCAAGGUACAGUAAACACUUUAUAAAUACAAAUCGAUCAAUAAGGAUAUGUACGAAGGAUUAUUACCAGAACGAAUGGACUAGUUACAUGAUGAAGAAUAAGAUGGAUGUUUCGACCGCUUAUGAACGAACUAGUAGGUCAUAAGCAGUUUCCAUACCCUUGUGCAAAUUAAGCUUUGUCAGCUACCUCUAUUGUUUGUGUCAAAUCCACUGUUUAGCUAGUAUUGUGGUUAAUCGUGAUACUAUGUUUUAUGUCAUUCUCCUACCUCUAUUUAUGAAAAAUAAAAGAUUAAUAUGCCUCGGUGAA
Papaver somniferum (opium poppy) is the source of this 744-nucleotide messenger RNA. RefSeq names its product non-specific lipid-transfer protein-like. Gene Ontology annotation, molecular function: lipid binding. The record is from RefSeq and is a predicted model, not a curated record. Gene Ontology annotation, cellular component: membrane. Lineage: Eukaryota; Viridiplantae; Streptophyta; Magnoliopsida; Ranunculales; Papaveraceae. Bases 102 to 452 code for a protein of 116 amino acids. Gene Ontology annotation, biological process: lipid transport. The transcript is spliced from 2 exons.